AUGCUGCGGAGGCAGAGCACCAAGUCCCGAUCCGAUCCUGCCCGGCGCAAAUCAGUCUCCUCCGGCCGAAGCGUAUGCCUCGAACACCUCGAUGCCGACGUAGCUUUACGCGAUGCUCAUAUUGCUGCGCUACAUGCAUACAACCAGGGCACGGAUCGCUCGGCGCAAGCGCAGCGCCUUUUCCCCGUUUCUUUAUCUAGAUGUCAUUCAUCCAAGGAAACGUCCACGCUCUCGCGAAGUAGCAGCCUCGCUACUCAGGCACACCGACGAUUCGCCAAUACGGGGGCCACCAAGGUUCGGAGUGUUCGCUACGUGAGAUCAGCAUCUCAAGCAGAUCAAGCCAAGGAUGAGGAGAGGAGAGCGUAUACGCCGAGUACCCCAAGAGAGCAUGACCAUUGCUCUGAGAACAAUAAUCAAGUUCGAGAUGAAACACAUGGUCAUGGCAUGCUAAAGAGCCCGGUCUGUAACCUUUCUAAGACGAGUGGUGCCAAUACCGUUAUCAAACAACAUGACACGCUCAUUCUGGACAAUUCACAAGGAGAUGGCGCGGAUUACUACACACCUGAAGAUGAUAUUGCCUCCCAGGCGUUGUCAUUUCGCAGCCUUCGCAGAUCUCAGUCCAUGUUCACCUCCCAUCAGAAAUCUUUAAGAUCACCAAACCCAGGAGGCGUGGGCCAUCUGAAGGAGAAUCGCCAACCCUCAACAAUAUUUCCCGCCUCUCAUGCAGAUUUGGACUGGCCCGGUCAGUCACCUCAAGACCAAGCGUCCUUGUUCCCACUCAUCUCAAAGGAGCCAUAUGAAGGUGAGGCCACUUGCACCGCAAGCAGACUCACCCCCGACUCAAGUUUGAUCCCACAGCCAUUGAGGCUCGCAUCAACGACCGUGCAAGAGCCAGCAAAGCCACUGCCACCUUCAGCAAUGAUGAGAAAGUCCCUCCGCAGCAGCAGCUCGAACAGCGCGGUACCCUCAUUUGCUGGGACGGGCAAGUCUACUAUUAAACGGGAUGGCAGUCUGAAGAUAGUUGCGAGAAAAGCUUCCCAAUCGUUGAAGUCGAAGUUCAGAACACUCCUCGGUCGCCCAAAGACGGAUCUUGACACUGAGCCACUCCAAGAGCAACAGACAGUAGCUUUAGCAUCGAUAUUUGACAGCGAGGCAUCUUCACCAGCAAGCAAACGCGGCGAGCACCCCAGCGACGCUGGGACAGUAUCCAAUGUUCAGCAAAAUCUCGUGUCCCUUUACUCAUUUCCUUCUACCGAAAGACUGAAGUCUCAGCAAGGCCUGAUAGGCGACAUCAGUUGUGGUGAACCGAAUUCGAGCUACCGCGACGAGGAAUCUCGCGCCACCAGCUGGGCUGGCUCAAGCCUGGUCUCCGCUGGUCAUCCAUGGGAGGAGUCUUCUGACUGGCAACGGCAAAGGCUCUCCGUGAUUGACGAACACCACAACCACUGCCCUUCGCCGUCACUCCAGCGCCAGCGCAGAGCGAAUCUUGGAACAAGCCCACCAGCCACGCUGGCGGGUUGCCAAGCUCAAAUUGCGGCCAUGCCAGGUGCAACAUUCGACACUCAGCGAUUGUACUCCGCGCUGAUGAAGAAGUUGGACGAGGGGAGGGAACCAUCGCGCACAAGGCGGCCGUAUGCUCCAAGCGACGCGUUAUCUAACCCAUUUCGCACCGUUUCGCCAACGGCUACAAACACCAGCAAUAAUCAAGGGGGAUCAGGGGCUUCAGCAUCCACGACCCCCACGAUACAAAAGCCUUCGGCCACCGAUGAUGGGACACGCAAGGAUGAGGGCUACGAAAAUCCCAACGCCUCUUGCUACCACGACCCAUCACUGGACAGUCCGUCCUUCCACCUAUUCAGGACUGCAAGCAGCUACCGGAUUGCACUCCAAGAAAGCAUGCAGGCAAGUGAGGGUGCGAUGAGACAUGAGGCCUCUCCGAUUCUCACCAAGAGCAGAAGCUAUUCUGCUAGCGAAUAUUCAUCACACGGCACCAGCGAGUCACAGGCCGCAGCUGAAAUCCGGUCGAUUCUGCAAGGAUUCACAAAAUCCCCAGAUAUGAUGAGAAGCAAAGCUGAAGGACAACGCGACUGGCAUGAUCGAUCUAUCAAGAAGUCUGAUACGGCGCCAGGAAGUUCAAUCGACUGGCAGUCAUGGCUGACAGACAAUGCAUGCAGCAUGGAAUUACAGUCUUCCCCUGCGCGGAGUGUAAGGUCCUCGACUACUACGCAGGCUCUUCUCAGGAUCCCGAAGUGCCGGGGCCAUGUCAGGGAGCCAGCUCAGAUUUCUGAUGAGAGUGAUGGCCACGAUUCAUCGGAUUUCGCAGACGAUGACCCAGUAUUGGCCGCAACGCCUCUAUCUAUAGAGAGGGCGACCCCAUGGCAGCCAUCCCUGGCUCGUCUGAAUAUGUCCACUACAACAAAUCUCGUCGAGAAUGAAGCUCCGAGCUCCAUUUCUAAAGACGAGAUGAAUGGAGAUGCUUCAUUGCCGGAUAGCACCCCGCCACCUGUUCCUCCUAGGAACCCACUUCGAGAUUUAUCCUCUGGGGUUGGCAAUAGCCUUACCAUUGAGGAAUCAGUACAGUCUACUAAGAAGCAAUAUUAUCACCCUCGGACACCAGAAGAUAGACUGCUCGCGGCCAGGCGGGCGAAGUCUUUGGCUCGCCUCCGCUCACUGAAGAAGCUCCAUGCGGCGGGAAAUGAUAGAAACAGCGCGCCCACUUCUGCUUCGGCGAGGCUCGGAGGAUAUGCGGCUCGAGCGCUCGACGGACACGGCGUUGGCUCGACGACUUCUAGUCCUGGACUGACCACGGCUUUGCAGAGGCAAUUUGGCCCACGCCCGCAUGCUAGACUGGGGAAGUCGCAGGACCGGCUCGCGGACAUGUCGGAGGAACAUCGCAACGAUCCAGGAGUCGACGGCCAGGCAGAUGCCUGCGAGACGACACCCUCGUUGCAACCUCCCCUGGGUGGGCAGAGGAUAGUCGACAUCUUUCUGAGCAGCCGCAGGAAGCGUAUGGUUAGCACUGACGAAGGGGGAACUGCGUUUGUAUGA
Thyridium curvatum is the source of this 3048-nucleotide messenger RNA. RefSeq lists its product as uncharacterized. The transcript has a single exon. The coding region runs from base 1 to 3048 and encodes 1015 amino acids. The record is from RefSeq and is a predicted model, not a curated record. Lineage: Eukaryota; Fungi; Ascomycota; Sordariomycetes; Thyridiales; Thyridiaceae.